CUCUCCUCCCUGCCCGCACACACUCUUCUCCUCCCAAUUACGCCAUAUCCGGAGGCGGAGGCGACGCGACCGGAAGUUGGUCGCGUUUCCAAGAUGGCGACUCCCUAUGUUACCGAUGAAACCGAGACCAGAUGCAAAGUAGGAAACUUGGAUAGUUGUGCAGAAGAUGAAAUUUCAGCAGGGAUGGAAAAAGCUGCACCUGCUGCUGCUGCUGCUCUUUCUCCUCUAACAAAUCAAGGGAAAUACAUCGCUUCCACACAGCGUCCAGAUGGGACCUGGAGGAAACAGAGGAGGGUGAAGGAAGGCUAUGUUCCCCAAGAAGAAGUGCCCGUGUACGAGAAUAAAUAUGUGAAAUUCUUCAAAAGCAAACCAGACCUGCCUCCGGGCCUGAAUCCAGAGGUCAACACCCCGGUGGCCAGGCAAGCUUCAAAAGGACCAGAAAGUGGUGAGAUAGGUCUCUCCAAGACGGCCAAGAGGAACCUAAAACGCAAGGAGAAGAGAAAGCAACAGCAUGAGAAAGGGGAUCGUGAUACAGAUGAUCUGAUCCAGUCAUUAGAGAAAACUACCUUGUCAGUGACACCAGGCAGCAGUGGGGAUGCUAAGCUGGCUGUUCCCGAUGGUAGCACAAGGCCCCCUGCAGGCAGCGGUGAUUCCUCAUCUGCCACAGCCAACUUGGAGAAGAACAAGAAAAUAAAAAACGUGAAAAAGAAAUUGCGGCAGGUGGAGGAGCUGCAGGCACGGAUUGACUCUGGGGAGAUCAAGCAACCGACCAAAGAGCAGAUGGACAAGCUGGCUCGAAGGAAAGCUUUGGAAGAGGAACUCGAGGAUCUGGAGUUGGAUUUGUGAGGGGUUGGAAUUUCAACCGGACAUAGUGUGCAUAGGAACAAACCGUCCCCAGGGGAACAUUCUGAGAACUGUGCAACACACAGACCAGAAGAAGCUGUCUUCAGGCUCUUCCUUUGUACCUUUUAUUUUAUUUUAUGUUGGGUGCUGUCUGAAUUUUUAAAAGUAUUUCUCCCAGCUAUUGAUGUGUUAGAUACCUGAGGACUCUAAAACCUAUUUGCCACCCUCCUUAAAUUUCCUCCUAGUCUCUUCCUGCCUGUUGAGGUGGGUGGCUGGGAAUGUCAUGGCACAGGGGGGUGGCUUUCAGAGGAACCUGAGUGGGUGGAGUGUCCCCUAUCUUCCUUCUCCCUGCCCCUGUAUAAUACUCAACACCUUUAUGUUCUCUGUAGUGGCCACUCCACCUCCCAUCUUCUCUUCUUCCUCAUUUUUAAAAGAGAUGCAAUAAUAAAAAUUGCAGUAGUGA
Molecule: messenger RNA, 1306 nt
Organism: Lacerta agilis (Sand lizard)
Lineage: Eukaryota; Metazoa; Chordata; Lepidosauria; Squamata; Lacertidae
Gene: PYM1
Product: PYM homolog 1, exon junction complex associated factor
Exons: 4
Coding region: 94-846 (250 amino acids)
Biological process (GO): exon-exon junction complex disassembly
Cellular component (GO): cytoplasm; exon-exon junction complex
Molecular function (GO): RNA binding
Source: RefSeq, a predicted model, not a curated record